AGGACAACAUGGCUUUGACAAACCCCAUGCCCAUGGGCCCUUGGAAGAUCACUGUGUACGAUCAGGAGUACUUCCAGGGCAGGCGUAUGGAGUUUACCGCCAGCUGCCAGAACAUCAUGGAGUGUGGGAUGGAGAACAUCCGCUCCCUGAAGGUGGAGUGUGGCGCCUGGGUGGGCUAUGAGCACUCCAGCUUCUGCGGCCAACAGUUCGUCCUGGAGAAGGGAGACUACCCCCGUUUUGAGGCUUAUAGUGGCAGCAACUCCUACCGCAUUGAGAGAAUGAUCUCCUUCAGGCCCAUCUGCUGUGCUAACCACAAGGACUCCCGCAUGAUCAUCUAUGAGAUGGAGAACAUGAUGGGACGUCAGUUCGAGAUGUGUGAUGAUUACCCCUCCCUGCAGGCCAUGGGCUGGUUUAACAACGAGGUUGGAUCCAUGCAGAUUCAGAGUGGAGCCUUUGUGUGCUACCAGUACCCUGGCUACCGUGGCCACCAAUACAUCAUGGAGUGCGACUGUCGCGGAGGAGAGUACAAGUGUUACCGUGAAUUUGGCUCCCACGCCCAGACUCCUCAGAUUCAGUCCAUCAGGAGGAUCCAGCACUAA
Pelmatolapia mariae (spotted tilapia) is the source of this 599-nucleotide messenger RNA. Its product is annotated as beta-crystallin A1-like. The coding region runs from base 9 to 599 and encodes 196 amino acids. Gene Ontology annotation, biological process: lens development in camera-type eye; visual perception. NCBI's taxonomy places the organism in Eukaryota, Metazoa, Chordata, Actinopteri, Cichliformes, Cichlidae. Gene Ontology annotation, molecular function: structural constituent of eye lens. The transcript has 5 exons. The record is from RefSeq and is a predicted model, not a curated record.